CCAAUGAAACGAAUACAUGAAUGAGAGACUGUAGAUAUCUUAAAACUAUAGCGCUGGCUUUGAAUUUCUCACUUCAAAAUUAGAGGAUAUACUAUUCAUUAAAAUAAAACGGUGGUGGAGGAGCGGAGUACUCUAGCUCAGCUACUGCUCUAGAGGAAUUUACUCACCAAUUACUUACGCGGAAAACUAUACGUAUCAACUGUUCAUAUCCGGUAAGGUGGGCGGUCAUAAAUUACUGAUAUCACAAAAGUAAGAUGGUGCUGUUGGAAAACGAGCAGCCAGGUAUCAGGAAGUGUUGUGCUUCCCACAAGAUGACAGCGCUGAUGUGGUAAACAUUUGAGUCUGAACACACUACAUGGCUUCAGUUAUAUGCAUUGCUGGAGGAUGCCAAAUGGGUAAAAGUACCAAGUCAACUUUUAAAAGUGCACAAGGAAAACUGUGUGUAAAGCUCUAUAUGGAAGACACUGAUGUGUUUCUGACGGAACUUACCCGCCUGUUUCAGAAAUGUCGGACAACGGGGAGUGUUUACAUUACACUGAAAAAAUAUGAUGGCAGAACAAGGCCUCUACCUCGAAAAGGGCACAUGGAUCAUUUUGAACCAGCUGACAAAUGCCUGAUUCGAGCAACAGAUGGAAAGAAAAAGCUCAGUACUGUGGUGAGCUCCAAAGAAGUUAACAAAUUCCAGAUGGCAUAUUCUAACCUACUAAGGGCUCACGUGGAUGGACUUAAGAAAAAGGAUAAGAAGAGCAAGAGCAAAAAGAAUAAGGCAACCCAGUGAAGCCGGUGCUGUCUGUCGAACUUUGUUUUUUUUUUCAUUAAGAAAUUUGAAUUUUCUGAUCCCAUUUUGUCAAUCCCCCCCCCCAGGUGGGCUUUUAGAAUUGAUUUUUCCCAACAAUUGAGGCUUAGUGUGUUUGCAGUGCUAAAGUAUGAGCAUAUGUAUGUAUGUGUGUGUAUAUAUAAAAUAAAUUUUUUUUUGCAUUAUUUUACCA
This is a messenger RNA of Protopterus annectens (West African lungfish), 989 nucleotides long. It is a transcript of the gene SRP14, whose product is annotated as signal recognition particle 14. Gene Ontology annotation, cellular component: signal recognition particle, endoplasmic reticulum targeting. NCBI's taxonomy places the organism in Eukaryota, Metazoa, Chordata, Ceratodontiformes, Protopteridae. The transcript has 6 exons. The record is from RefSeq and is a predicted model, not a curated record. Gene Ontology annotation, molecular function: 7S RNA binding; endoplasmic reticulum signal sequence receptor activity. Bases 356 to 778 code for a protein of 140 amino acids. Gene Ontology annotation, biological process: SRP-dependent cotranslational protein targeting to membrane.